Puma concolor (puma) is the source of this 11376-nucleotide messenger RNA. The record is from RefSeq and is a predicted model, not a curated record. Lineage: Eukaryota; Metazoa; Chordata; Mammalia; Carnivora; Felidae.
AUGGCAUUUGUUGCAACACAAGGGGCCACGGUGGUUGACCAAACCACUCUGAUGAAAAAAUACCUUCAGUUCGUGGCAGCUCUCACGGAUGUAAAUACACCUGAUGAAACAAAGUUAAAAAUGAUGCAAGAAGUUAGUGAAAAUUUUGAGAAUGUCACAUCAUCUCCUCAAUAUUCCACAUUCCUCGAGCACAUCAUCCCCCGAUUUCUCACAUUUCUUCAAGAUGGGGAGGUCCAGUUUCUUCAGGAGAAACCAGCCCAGCAACUGCGGAAACUGGUCCUUGAAAUAAUUCACAGGAUACCAACCAACGAACAUCUUCGUCCUCAUACAAAAAACGUUCUAUCUGUGAUGUUUCGCUUUUUAGAGACGGAAAACGAAGAGAAUGUUCUUAUUUGUCUAAGAAUCAUUAUCGAGCUACACAAACAGUUCAGGCCACCCAUCACACAAGAAAUUCAUCAUUUUUUGGAUUUUGUGAAACAGAUUUACAAGGAGCUUCCAAAAGUAGUGAACCGCUACUUUGAGAACCCUCAGGUGAUCCCCGAGAACACAGUCCCUCCCCCAGAAAUGGUUGGUAUGAUCACAACAAUUGCUGUGAAAGUCAAUCCAGAGCGCGAGGACAGUGAGACAAGAACACAUUCCAUCAUCCCAAGAGGGUCUCUUUCUCUGAAAGUGUUGGCAGAAUUGCCCAUUAUUGUUGUUUUAAUGUAUCAGCUCUACAAACUGAAUAUCCACAAUGUCGUUGCUGAAUUUGUGCCCUUGAUCAUGAAUACCAUUGCAAUUCAGGUAUCCGCACAAGCCAGGCAACAUAAGCUUUACAACAAGGAGUUGUAUGCUGAUUUUAUUGCUGCUCAGAUCAAAACAUUGUCAUUUUUAGCCUAUAUCAUCAGAAUUUAUCAGGAGUUGGUGACUAAGUACUCUCAGCAGAUGGUAAAAGGAAUGUUACAGUUACUUUCAAAUUGCCCAGCAGAGACUGCACACCUCAGAAAGGAACUUCUCAUCGCUGCAAAGCAUAUCCUCACCACAGAGCUAAGAAACCAGUUCAUCCCUUGCAUGGACAAGCUCUUUGAUGAAUCCAUACUGAUUGGAUCAGGAUAUACUGCUCGGGAGACUCUCAGGCCCCUCGCCUACAGCACGUUGGCCGACCUCGUGCACCACGUCCGUCAGCACCUGCCCCUCAGCGACCUCUCCCUCGCCGUCCAGCUCUUUGCCAAGAACAUCGAUGACGAGUCCCUGCCCAGCAGCAUCCAGACCAUGUCCUGCAAGCUGCUGCUGAACCUGGUGGACUGCAUCCGUUCCAAGAGCGAGCAGGAGAGCGGCAACGGGAGGGACGUCCUGAUGCGGAUGCUGGAGGUCUUUGUCCUCAAAUUCCACACCAUUGCCCGGUACCAGCUCUCUGCCAUCUUUAAGAAGUGCAAGCCUCAGUCAGAACUCGGAGCGGUGGAGGCAGCCCUGCCCGGGGUGCCCGCUGCCCCCUUGACCCCAGACCCCUCCCCUGCGCCUGUCCCACCUUCCUUCCCACCGCCCCACACCCCUUGACCUAGCCACCCCAUUGGCCCAUUGCCUGUCUCGGAAAAGGAUAAAGAGGACAAGCAGACAUUCCAGGUCACAGAUUGCCGAAGUUUGGUCAAAACCUUGGUCUGUGGUGUCAAGACCAUCACGUGGGGCAUAACGUCAUGUAAAGCACCUGGUGAAGCUCAGUUCAUUCCCAACAAGCAGUUACAGCCCAAAGAGACUCAGAUUUAUAUAAAACUUGUGAAAUAUGCAAUGCAGGCUUUAGAUAUUUAUCAGGUCCAGAUAGCUGGAAAUGGACAGACCUACAUCCGAGUAGCAAACUGCCAGACCGUCAGAAUGAAGGAGGAGAAGGAGGUGUUGGAACACUUCGCCGGCGUGUUCACAAUGAUGAAUCCCUUAACGUUUAAAGAAAUCUUUCAGACGACAGUCCCUUACAUGGUGGAAAGAAUCUCAAAAAAUUAUGCUCUUCAGAUUGUUGCCAACUCCUUCUUGGCGAACCCUACUACCUCGGCUCUGUUCGCCACAAUCCUGGUGGAGUACCUCCUGGACCGCCUGCCGGAGAUGGGCUCCAGCGUGGAGGUCUCCAACCUGUACCUCAAGCUGUUCAAGCUGGUCUUUGGCUCAGUCUCCCUCUUUGCAGCUGAAAACGAACAAAUGCUGAAGCCCCACCUGCACAAGAUCGUGAACAGCUCAAUGGAACUUGCACAGACUGCCAAAGAGCCCUAUAACUACUUCCUGCUGCUCCGGGCCCUGUUCCGCUCCAUUGGGGGAGGUAGCCAUGACCUCCUGUAUCAGGAAUUUUUGCCUCUCCUACCAAACCUCCUGCAAGGCCUGAACAUGCUGCAGAGCGGCCUGCACAAGCAGCACAUGAAGGACCUGUUCGUGGAGCUGUGUCUCACGGUGCCCGUGCGGCUGAGCUCCCUCCUGCCCUACCUGCCCAUGUUAAUGGAUCCCUUGGUGUCUGCUCUCAACGGCUCGCAGACGCUGGUCAGCCAAGGCCUGAGGACCCUGGAGCUGUGCGUGGACAACCUGCAGCCCGAUUUCCUCUAUGACCACAUCCAGCCUGUCCGUGCGGAGCUCAUGCAGGCUUUAUGGCGCACUUUACGCAAUCCUGCUGAUAGCAUUUCUCACGUGGCCUAUCGUGUACUUGGUAAAUUUGGUGGCAGUAACAGGAAGAUGUUGAAGGAGUCCCAGAAGCUGCACUAUGUUGUGACCGAGGUUCAAGGCCCCAGUAUCACAGUGGAGUUUUCUGACUGUAAAGCAUCUCUUCAGCUCCCGAUGGAGAAGGCCAUCGAAACCGCUCUAGACUGCCUGAAGAGCGCCAACACGGAGCCUUACUACCGGAGGCAGGCGUGGGAGGUGAUCAAGUGCUUCCUGGUGGCAAUGAUGAGUCUGGAGGACAAUAAACAUGCCCUCUACCAGCUUCUCGCACACCCUAACUUUACAGAAAAGACCAUCCCUAAUGUCAUCAUAUCACAUCGCUACAAAGCACAGGACACUCCAGCUCGGAAGACGUUUGAGCAGGCCCUGACUGGGGCGUUCAUGUCUGCCGUCAUUAAGGAUCUCCGGCCCAGCGCCCUGCCCUUUGUCGCCAGCUUGAUCCGCCACUACACGAUGGUGGCAGUUGCCCAGCAGUGCGGUCCUUUCCUGCUUCCUUGCUACCAGGUGGGCAGCCAGCCCAGCACAGCCAUGUUCCACAGUGAAGAAAAUGGGUCCAAAGGAAUGGAUCCCUUGGUCCUAAUUGAUGCAAUAGCCAUUUGCAUGGCAUACGAGGAAAAGGAGCUUUGCAAGAUUGGAGAGGUGGCACUAGCUGUGAUAUUUGAUGUUGCCAGUAUCAUCCUGGGCUCAAAGGAGAGGGCGUGCCAGCUGCCUCUGUUUUCUUACAUCGUAGAACGCUUGUGUGCGUGUUGCUAUGAGCAGGCCUGGUAUGCAAAGCUGGGGGGUGUGGUGUCCAUUAAAUUUCUCAUGGAGCGGCUGCCUCUCACUUGGGUUCUCCAGAACCAGCAGACGUUCCUCAAAGCGCUUCUCUUUGUCAUGAUGGACUUGACUGGAGAGGUUUCCAACGGGGCGGUUGCCAUGGCAAAGACCACCUUGGAGCAGCUUCUGAUGAGGUGUGCGACACCUUUAAAAGAUGAAGAGAGAGCCGAAGAGAUCGUGGCAGCUCAGGAGAAGUCCUUUCACCACGUGACACAUGACUUGGUUCGAGAAGUCACCUCUCCAAAUUCCACUGUGAGAAAACAGGCCAUGCAUUCCCUGCAGGUCUUAGCCCAGGUCACUGGGAAAAGUGUGACAGUGAUCAUGGAGCCCCAUAAAGAGGUCCUCCAGGAUAUGGUCCCACCCAAGAAGCAUUUGCUCAGACACCAGCCUGCCAAUGCGCAGAUUGGCCUGAUGGAGGGGAACACGUUCUGUACCACGCUACAGCCCAGGCUCUUCACAAUGGAUCUUAACGUGGUGGAACAUAAGGUGUUCUACACAGAGCUAUUAAAUUUAUGUGAGGCUGAGGACUCCGCUUUAACAAAGCUGCCUUGUUACAAAAGCCUUCCGUCACUCGUACCUCUGCGAAUUGCAGCGUUGAAUGCGCUUGCUGCCUGCAACUACCUUCCUCAGUCCAGGGAGAAGAUCAUCGCUGCCCUCUUCAAGGCCCUGAAUUCCACGAAUAGUGAGCUGCAGGAGGCUGGAGAAGCCUGUAUGAGAAAGUUUUUGGAAGGUGCUACCAUAGAAGUGGAUCAAAUCCAUACACAUAUGCGGCCUUUGUUGAUGAUGCUGGGGGAUUAUCGAAGCCUGACACUGAAUGUCGUGAAUCGUCUCACUUCAGUUACCAGGCUCUUCCCAAACUCCUUCAAUGAUAAAUUUUGUGAUCAGAUGAUGCAACAUCUACGAAAGUGGAUGGAAGUGGUGGUCCUCACCCAUAAAGGGGGCCAGAGGAGCGACGGAAACGAAAUGAAAAUUUGUUCGGCAAUUAUAAACCUUUUUCAUCUGAUCCCAGCUGCACCUCAGACUCUCGUCAAGCCUUUGUUAGAGGUGGUGAUGAAAACAGAACGGGCUAUGUUGAUUGAGGCCGGCAGUCCGUUCAGAGAGCCUCUCAUCAAGUUCUUGACUCGGCACCCCUCACAGACGGUGGAGCUGUUCAUGAUGGAAGCCACACUGAACGAUCCCCAGUGGAGCAGAAUGUUUAUGAGUUUUUUAAAACACAAAGAUGCCAGACCUCUGCGAGAUGUGCUGGCCGCUAACCCCAACAGGUUCAUCACCCUGCUGCUGCCCGGUGGCCCCCAGACCGCCGUGCGCCCUGGCUCACCCAGCACCAGCAACCUGCGCCUGGACCUCCAGUUUCAGGCCAUCAAGAUCAUAAGUAUUAUAGUUAAAAACGAUGACUCCUGGCUGGCCAAUCAGCAUUCUCUGGUGAGCCAGUUGAGGCGUGUGUGGGUUAGCGAGACCUUUCAAGAGAGACACCGGAAGGAGAAUAUGGCUGCCACCAAUUGGAAGGAGCCCAAGCUGCUGGCCUACUGUCUGCUGAAUUACUGCAAAAGGAAUUAUGGAGACAUAGAAUUGCUCUUCCAGCUGCUCCGGGCCUUUACCGGUCGUUUUCUCUGCAACAUGACGUUCCUGAAAGAGUACAUGGAGGAAGAGAUUCCCAAAAACUACAGCAUCGCUCAAAAGCGUGCCCUGUUUUUCCGUUUUGUGGACUUCAGCGACCCCAACUUUGGAGAUGAACUGAAAGCCAAGGUUCUGCAGCAUAUCUUGAAUCCUGCUUUCUUGUACAGCUUUGAGAAGGGAGACGGGGAGCAGCUCCUAGGACCUCCCAACCCAGAAGGCGAUAACCCAGAGAGCAUCACCAGUGUGUUUAUAACCAAGGUGCUGGACCCGGAGAAGCAGGCGGACAUGCUGGACUCGCUGAGGAUCUACCUCCUGCAGUACGCCACGCUGCUGGUGGAGCACGCCCCGCACCACAUCCACGACAACAACAAGAACCGCAACAGCAAGCUGCGCCGCCUCAUGACCUUCGCGUGGCCCUGCCUGCUGUCCAAGGCCUGCGUGGACCCGGCCUGCAAAUACAGCGGACACUUGCUUCUGGCGCACAUCAUUGCCAAGUUUGCCAUACACAAGAAGAUCGUCCUUCAGGUCUUUCACAGUCUCCUCAAGGCUCAUGCGAUGGAGGCUCGAGCCAUCGUGAGACAGGCGAUGGCCAUUUUGACUCCGGCGGUGCCGGCCAGGAUGGAGGACGGGCACCAGAUGCUGACGCACUGGACGAGGAAGAUCAUUGUGGAGGAAGGCCACACGGUCCCGCAGCUCGUUCACAUCCUGCAUUUGAUCGUGCAGCACUUUAAGGUCUACUACCCUGUGCGGCAUCACUUGGUGCAGCACAUGGUCAGCGCCAUGCAGAGGUUGGGCUUCACGCCCAGCGUCACCAUCGAGCAGAGGCGGCUGGCCGUGGACCUGUCUGAAGUCGUCAUCAAGUGGGAAUUGCAGAGGAUCAAGGACCAGCAGCCGGAUUCAGACAUGGACUCAAAUUCAAGUGGCGAAGGAGUCAACUCUGUUUCAUCUUCCAUUAAAAGAGGCCUGUCGGUGGAUUCCGCCCAGGAAGUGAAACGCUUUAGGACGGCCACUGGAGCCAUCAGCGCAGUGUUCGGAAGGAGCCAGUCGCUGCCUGGAGCCGACUCCCUUCUUGCCAAACCCAUUGAUAAGCAGCACACAGACACAGUGGUGAACUUCCUCAUCCGCGUGGCUUGUCAGGUUAACGACAAUACCAACACUGCGGGGUCUCCAGGGGAGGUGCUGUCUCGGCGGUGUGUGACUCUACUGAAGACUGCCUUGCGCCCAGACAUGUGGUCCAAGUCUGAGCUCAAACUGCAGUGGUUUGACAAGCUCCUGAUGAGUGUGGAGCAGCCUAAUCAAGUCAACUAUGGAAAUAUUUGCACGGGAUUGGAAGUUCUGGGUUUCUUGCUCACUGUCUUGCAGUCUCCAGCCAUCCUCAGCAGCUUCAAACCUCUGCAGCGUGGGAUCGCUGCGUGCAUGACAUGCGCGAACACCAAGGUUCUCCGAGCGGUCCAUAGCCUUCUCUCCCGCCUAAUGAGCAUUUUCCCAACAGAGCCAAGCACUUCCAGUGUGGCCUCCAAGUACGAAGAGCUGGAGUGCCUCUAUGCGGCCGUCGGAAAGGUAAUCUAUGAAGGACUCACCAACUAUGAGAAGGCCACCAAUGCGAAUCCCUCCCAGCUUUUCGGGACCCUUAUGAUCCUCAAGUCCGCCUGCAGCAACAACCCGAGCUACAUCGACCGGCUCAUCUCGGUCUUCAUGCGCUCCCUGCAGAAGAUGGUCCGAGAGCACCUGAACCCACAGGCAGCGUCGGGCAGCACAGAAGCUACCUCAGGUGACAACCAGGGCCCCCACGUUUUUUUCUCAGACUUCAUGGAACACCAAAAGGUGAAAAUCGUGGAAGAGUGGGUGAAAAACAAUUCCCCGAUGGCAGCCAGUCAGACACCUACACUCCGGGAGAAGUCCAUUUUGCUUGUGAAAAUGAUGGCCUACAUAGAAAAGCGCUUUCCGGAAGACCUUGAAUUAAAUGCCCAGUUUUUAGACCUCGUUAACUAUGUCUACAGGGAUGAGACGCUGUCUGGCAGUGAGCUGACUGCAAAACUCGAGCCAGCCUUCCUCUCCGGGCUGCGUUGCGCCCAGCCCCUCAUCAGGGCAAAGUUUUUCGAGGUUUUUGACAACUCUAUGAAACGUCGGGUAUACGAGCGCCUGCUUUACGUUACCUGUUCCCAGAAUUGGGAAGCCAUGGGGAACCACUUCUGGAUUAAGCAGUGCAUUGAGCUGCUUCUGGCGGUGUGUGAGAAGAGCACUCCCAUUGGUACUAGCUGCCAAGGAGCCAUGCUCCCGUCCAUCACCAAUGUCAUCAACCUGGCCGACAGCCACGACCGAGCGGCCUUCGCCAUGGUCACACACGUCAAGCAGGAGCCUCGGGAGCGAGAGAACAGCGAGUCCAAAGAGGAAGACGUGGAGAUUGACAUCGAGCUGGCCCCGGGAGACCAGACCAGCACGCCCAAAACCAAAGAGCUUUCUGAAAAGGACAUCGGGAACCAACUGCACAUGUUAACCAACAGACACGACAAAUUCCUUGACACUCUCCGGGAGGUGAAGACGGGAGCACUGCUCAGCGCUUUUGUCCAGCUCUGUCACAUUUCCACAACACUGGCAGAAAAGACGUGGGUCCAGCUUUUUCCCAGAUUGUGGAAAAUCCUGUCCGACAGACAGCAGCACGCUCUGGCUGGUGAGAUCAGCCCGUUCCUGUGCAGCGGCAGCCACCAGGUGCAGCGGGAUUGUCAGCCCAGCGCGCUGAACUGCUUCGUCGAGGCCAUGUCCCAGUGUGUCCCCCCAAUUCCCAUCAGGCCCUGCGUUCUGAAGUAUUUGGGGAAGACACACAACCUCUGGUUCCGGUCCACGUUAAUGCUGGAGCACCAGGCUUUUGAGAAAGGUCUGAGUCUGCAGAUUAAGCCGAAGCAAACCACGGAAUUUUAUGAGCAGGAGAGCAUAACUCCACCCCAGCAGGAGAUCCUGGACUCCCUGGCUGAACUGUACUCUCUGUUACAAGAGGAAGAUAUGUGGGCUGGUUUGUGGCAGAAGCGUUGCAAGUAUUCAGAGACGGCGACUGCCAUUGCUUACGAGCAGCACGGAUUCUUUGAGCAGGCACAAGAAGCUUACGAGAAGGCAAUGGACAAAGCCAAGAAGGAGCAUGAGAGGAGUAACGCGUCCCCUGCUAUCUUCCCAGAGUACCAGCUUUGGGAGGACCACUGGAUUCGGUGCUCGAAGGAGUUGAACCAAUGGGAAGCCUUGACGGAGUAUGGCCAGUCCAAAGGGCACAUAAACCCUUACCUCGUCCUCGAGUGUGCUUGGCGGGUGUCCAACUGGACCGCCAUGAAGGAGGCACUGGUGCAGGUGGAAGUAAGUUGCCCCAAAGAGAUGGCUUGGAAGGUCAACAUGUACCGCGGGUACCUGGCUAUCUGCCACCCCGAGGAGCAGCAGCUCAGCUUCAUCGAGCGCCUGGUGGAGAUGGCCAGCAGCUUGGCCAUCCGCGAGUGGCGGCGGCUACCGCACGUGGUGUCGCACGUGCACACACCUCUUCUCCAGGCAGCCCAGCAAAUCAUUGAACUUCAGGAAGCUGCACAAAUAAACGCAGGCUUGCAGCCGACCAACCUGGGCCGGAACAAUAGCCUACAUGACAUGAAGACGGUGGUGAAGACUUGGAGGAACCGGCUGCCCAUCGUGUCUGAUGACUUGUCCCACUGGAGCAGCGUGUUCAUGUGGAGGCAGCAUCAUUACCAGGCGAUUGUAACUGCAUAUGAAAACAGUUCUCAGCACGAUCCAAGUUCAAACAAUGCCAUGCUCGGGGUGCACGCGUCUGCUUCUGCGAUCAUCCAGUAUGGGAAAAUUGCCCGAAAACAAGGACUGGUCAAUGUAGCUCUGGACAUACUAAGUCGUAUUCACACUAUUCCAACUGUGCCUAUUGUGGAUUGCUUCCAGAAGAUUCGACAGCAAGUCAAAUGCUACCUCCAGCUGGCAGGAGUCAUGGGGAAGAACGAGUGUAUGCAGGGCCUUGAAGUUAUUGAAUCUACAAACCUAAAAUACUUCACAAAAGAGAUGACUGCUGAGUUUUACGCCCUGAAGGGAAUGUUCUUGGCUCAGAUCAACAAAUCUGAGGAAGCAAACAAAGCCUUUUCUGCAGCUGUACAAAUGCACGACGUGCUGGUGAAAGCUUGGGCCAUGUGGGGCGACUACCUGGAGAACAUCUUCGUGAAGGAGCGGCAGCUGCACCUCGGGGUGUCCGCCAUCACCUGUUACCUGCACGCCUGCCGGCAUCAGAAUGAGAGCAAAUCGAGGAAAUACUUAGCCAAGGUGCUGUGGCUUCUGAGUUUUGAUGACGACAAAAAUACUUUGGCAGAUGCUGUCGACAAGUACUGCAUCGGCGUGCCGCCCAUCCAGUGGCUGGCCUGGAUCCCCCAGCUGCUCACCUGCCUGGUUGGCUCUGAGGGAAAGCUGCUUUUGAACCUUAUUAGCCAGGUUGGACGCGUGUAUCCCCAGGCGGUCUACUUUCCCAUCCGGACCCUGUACCUGACCCUGAAAAUAGAGCAGCGGGAACGCUACAAGAGCGAUCCAGGGCCCAUAAGAGCAACAGCACCAAUGUGGCGCUGCAGCCGAAUCAUGCACAUGCAGCGAGAACUGCACCCAACACUUCUGUCUUCCCUGGAAGGCAUCGUCGAUCAGAUGGUCUGGUUCAGAGAAAACUGGCACGAAGAGGUUCUCAGGCAGCUCCAGCAGGGCCUGGCGAAAUGUUACUCUGUUGCAUUUGAGAAAAGCGGAGCGGUGUCGGAUGCCAAAAUUACCCCCCACACUCUAAAUUUUGUCAAGAAGUUGGUGAGCACGUUCGGAGUGGGCCUAGAGAACGUGUCCAAUGUCUCGACCAUGUUCUCCAGCGCGGCCUCUGAGUCCCUGGCCAGGCGGGCACAGGCCACUGCCCAGGACCCUGUCUUCCAGAAGCUAAAGGGCCAGUUCACAACCGAUUUUGACUUCAGCGUUCCAGGAUCCAUGAAGCUACAUAAUCUUAUCUCUAAGUUGAAAAAGUGGAUCAAAAUCCUGGAGGCUAAAACCAAGCAGCUUCCAAAGUUCUUCCUCAUAGAAGAAAAGUGCCGGUUUUUGAGCAAUUUCUCAGCACAGACCGCUGAAGUAGAAAUUCCAGGGGAAUUUCUGAUGCCAAAGCCGACACAUUAUUACAUCAAGAUUGCUAGGUUUAUGCCCAGGGUGGAAAUUGUGCAGAAGCACAACACGGCAGCCAGGAGACUGUACAUCCGUGGGCACAACGGCAAGAUCUACCCGUACCUCGUCAUGAACGACGCCUGCCUGACGGAGUCCCGGCGAGAGGAGCGCGUCCUGCAGCUGCUCCGGCUGCUGAACCCCUGUUUGGAGAAGAGAAAGGAAACCACAAAGAGGCACUUAUUUUUCACAGUUCCUCGAGUUGUGGCGGUGUCCCCUCAGAUGCGCCUCGUGGAGGACAACCCCUCUUCUCUUUCCCUCGUGGAGAUCUACAAGCAGCGCUGCGCGAAGAAGGGCAUCGAGCACGACAACCCCAUCUCCCGCUACUAUGACAGACUGGCCACGGUGCAGGCACGCGGGACCCAGGCCAGCCACCAGGUCCUUCGAGACAUCCUCAAGGAGGUUCAGAGCAACAUGGUACCACGCAGCAUGCUCAAGGAGUGGGCUCUGCACACGUUCCCCAACGCCACGGACUACUGGACGUUCCGGAAGAUGUUCACCAUCCAGCUCGCCCUGAUUGGCUUUGCAGAGUUCGUCUUGCAUUUAAAUAGACUCAACCCCGAGAUGUUACAGAUCGCUCAGGACACAGGCAAACUGAACGUGGCCUAUUUCCGAUUUGAUAUAAACGACGCGACCGGGGACUUAGAUGCCAACCGUCCCGUCCCUUUCCGCCUCACCCCCAACAUUUCCGAGUUUCUGACCACCAUCGGCGUCUCCGGCCCAUUGACAGCCUCCAUGAUCGCUGUCGCCCGGUGCUUCGCCCAGCCCAACUUCAAGGUGGAUGGCAUCCUGAAAACCGUGCUUCGGGACGAGAUCAUUGCUUGGCACAAAAAAACGCAGGAGGACACCUCUUCUCCUCUCUCGGCCGCCGGCCAGCCCGAGAACAUGGACAGCCAGCAGCUGGUCUCCCUGGUGCAGAAGGCCGUCACCGCCAUCAUGACCCGCCUGCACAACUUGGCCCAGUUCGAAGGCGGGGAGAGCAAAGUGAACACCCUGGUGGCCGCCGCAAACAGCCUGGACAACCUGUGCCGCAUGGACCCCGCCUGGCACCCGUGGCUGUGA